GUACACAACGUCAACGCGUGUAUACGAUACGCAUACGGAGUCGAGUCUAGUAUAUAGUGAACGCAUAUUGUACAUUCAUUGCGAGAAUAGCCUAUCCGUGAGUGAUAUAAGAAAACCUGGAUCAUUUGAAGACGUUUUCCUCUAAUGAAUUUGUUGUGUGGAAUCCUAGAAGCUUUAUCGGCUUUACAGGCAUUAUUCUGAUCUUCGCAAAGCUCAUCAAGAAACUCCUGGGAAUUAGCACAGAAGAUCAUCCAUCCACUUUGCAUCUCAGCGCUCUCUUUUUCAUCUAAGUGGUCGUAAAGCAGAGCUAUUACAUAAUCAAGAAUAUUCUACAUCGGAUGAAUUUACCACUUAUUUUAUAAAUGGGAGAUACCAAAUAUUAUAGCAUUAACUGCUCACUUUAAAUACAGAUCUGUUAAAUAAUUUUUGAUUUAUUGUCCAAAUAGUGGUGUAGCCCUGUUGAAUUCAUCAUUUAAGUCAACAUUUUCAUUGGACUUUUUGCAAUGACGUCUGAGAAAAACAAUACUAGGAGCUCUACUUUAAGUUCUUUUUGAUGCAAUUCGUAUAAUUAGAUCAUUUACAAAUAAAGUGGGAAGCAAGUGUGCAAAGAUAUGAAUUCUCUGGUUGUUGCCAAGCAAUUAAGUUCAUGAGAAGAGCCUUCCCAUACCGUAAUCCUAUUCAUGUACCUGCUCGGGUUAGAAGUUUAGAUAUUUUAGCAUCUUGGACAGAUCCAAUGUGUCAUAUUGCCUCGUGACCUUUGACCCGAAGAAGCUGACUAAAAUGGAGUGCACAUUGGAAAUUUUGAGCUUCUUCUUCUGCUGCUUGUCGUACAGCCAAGUUUGGGCGACCAUCCCGCAGUCCUGCAACACCCAGACAGCUUACACGUCACCCUUCGUCCAAGCCUUCACGUCUCAAGAGGCAACGAUAUCAGGGUGCUCCGCCCAGGUGGACGAAACCUCGCGAGAGGUGCACGUCAUCAAUCUCAAGUCCACCGAGGAAGACCUCCUACAUACAAAUCAAGUGAUGACCUUGAACAUCGGGCCAAGGUCAUUGCAUAUGAGGACUACGCUGGUGGUACUGAACUCAGUGCAUCCUGUAACGUGGAAGCUGGUCACGCAGCAUGAUGUUGGUCCGUUGCUCUUCCAAUUUGUGAUCCCUACCAAUUCCUCCGUUGUCAAGCCAACCAACAUUGUAGUUCCCACCAUAUCAAUAACAGAGAUGCCUUCCGAGGAUGAUGCCUUACUGGCGUGGGUCACGUCGACAUACUCCAAGGUGUGGACGUUCUCAACCAUAGAGUCUGCUAACGUCAUCAACCUGCAAGUUGGGCAAGACCCUAAUGCUCCUGAGGAGUGCACGCUGACCCCCAACUACCAGCAGUCGCACAUCAGCGCCAGCCAGGUGGAGCCCGUCCGCAUCGGCUUCUGCAUCCCCGACAUCAGCAGGGCCACUCAGGAGGUCCACCUCAUCUGGCUCCUCUCGCCCAGCUCCAGGCGCUCCAGCGUGGUCGUCGAGCUCAAGGAGGUGUCGAGGAACGCGGCGUCCAAGAGGAGGGUGGUGCUCAUCCUGCAGGCAGACACGCCUGUGGUGUGGAACAUCGUCAGCAGCGACCAGAUCAGGCAUCUCACCAUCAUGAGCCCUCACCAGGUGAACACAGAAGGCAUCACAUCGGGCCCAUUUGAACUGCAGAAAGAGAACAUUCCAUCGACCGGAGACAACCUCCUGACGUGGGCGAGGGACAGGUACAGCGCUGUGGUCUCGUUUACGGAGGCUGUCCUUGCCAACAAGUUUGACAUCACAGUUGGUAAAGCCAAUAUCUCGAGGCACACCCACCCCCUCUCUCCCGACCAGACCGGAUCCACUUCCAUUGACUGGCCCGACGACUCGCCCCACGUGGUGGUGGAGUGCCUGAAGAACAGCAUCAGGGCCCUCGUCCCCACCGUGGUGGCCGAGUACUAUAACCUGAGCCCUGAAGACAUCACGCUGGAGGAUAGGGACUGCACCUCGGUGGAGUACAUGACGUUGGGUUUCAUGUUGGAUACGCAGCUGAAUGCAUGUGGGACUACAUCGGAGCAGAGGAUGAAUAAGAUGAUAUAUCGUAACAGGGUGCUGUUCUUCAAUGGGUCCCCUGAAGGCAGUGGUGCCGGUAUGGAAGGAUCAGGCGACGACAUGCCUCUCGGCGAUGUGGACGUCGAUGACGAGGACUCCUCUAUGCCCUUCUACGCAUCGUCCAUCGAGUGUGAGUACCUUCACGGACCCACCAACACCAAACCAGGCAUGACCGACAACCAUGUCACCCUCCACAUGGACAUGUACCAGACACCGCUGUUCCAGGACAAGGUGGUGGACUUUCCGGCUCCGCUGCAGGACCACACCAGGUUGUACUUCCAGGUCGGGGUCAGCGGAGGCCAAAGGAGACAUGAGGUGGUCAUCAACCAGUGCUGGAUCCAGGUGGCUGACGAGAUUGUCCACUCCCUGAUUGACUUCAGCUGCCCCGUCGACCAGACGGUCAUCUUCCACGAGCUGAACCCCAACUACGUCAGUCUGGACCCUCAGGAGGACGGCGACCUGAAGCGCUUCAGUUUCGAGGUCCACUGGACGCGGGAGACCUUUGGCCUUCAUACGUUUGUCAGCUGUAAGCUCAGUCUGUGCAGUAAGGAUUAUAAUACUGCCGAUGAGGAGAAGGGCAUACCAGUGUGCUCUACAUUAGAGGCCCUCCAGCAAGCCUGCUCUGGUAACCCAGGGGUACGUGUGGGUCAGCAGCUGACCACCGGACCAAGCAAGACACUAGAGAUUGGUCCCAUGCUAGACAGCUCAAUAGAAACACCUAUAGUGGAUACCAAUUAUAUAGAUAAUGAAGUGAAUGUAGGAAAUACAGCAUGUCUGGAAGGAAACACUGCUCAACCAAUUUCAGGUCUGGGUGCAGGACCUGCUGCAGCUAUAGCCUUUGCAGCCUUCACCAUAGGUGUACUACUCACAGCAUGCCUAUGGUUUAUUCAUGCACAUACAGGUCCUCGGAGGCAAGGCCCCGGUUCACCUCGUACUCUAAGCUCACCUAGUUCACCCAUGGUCAACGGGCACAUACCAAACGGACAUUUACCAAACGGCGGGCACAUGGUGGCCCGACAGCGGCCCCCGCCUGUGCCCGCACCGAACGGACCACUUCACAUACCCUUAGCGAACGGUAUUAACCCAAAUAUGAUUCCCGCAAGGGGACUUAUGAACGGACCCGUAGGGGAAUCGGUAUGAGAGUGACCAAACAUGGACUGCCUUGUGUGCAGCUUUAAAUCAGUGCUAAAAAUUGUUAGUGUGAAAGGGGACUCUGUGGUAGUGUAAUUCUCCACAGGAAUUGGACCCGUGUUCACAUUGAACAUUUGAGUUUGAAUAUAUAUUUGGAACCACCAUAGAAUCGAUUCUCCAAUGAUGUUGCCGAAAGGAUGGUGUGAACAUGCUCAAUUGACUUUGGCAGUAUUGAGAAUAAUGUGCCGAGGAGGAAUCGAUGUGAAAGGGUCGCAGUAGGAAUGAUCAACGUCGAAGGAUAUCAUGCAAAGGAGCUGAGCGAAGCAAAAAGGUCACAAUCACAGGAACGGAUUUCACAAUGUCUUGCUUAUACCUGCACGAGGUGGAAAAAAAUGAUCAUCUCAAACUCCACAGGCCAGCACAUUGAUGUGAACGUGAUGUGAAUGGAAUAGGUGAUAAUCCUGAAAAACGUGUUUGAAGGGGUUGUUCACACACGGCAAUGUAGACAUGGAAAAGCGGAUCAUUCCUGUGUACCAGCACCGAGGAGCCUCGUGCAUUCAGAUGUGAACAGAGCAUAGAUAGGAGGAAAGGUGCAACAACUCAUGUGACAUCUUCUCUGUGUUUCUAACCCGAAUAUAGGACUUGUAUAUUCAAUCAAGCCAGCAGUAUGAAUGACCCUCCUUGCUUUCAAGUGUAAAUAGGACCAUUGACGGAGGUGCUGAAGAGUUGGACAUCUUCAAACAUGUACAGCAGAUACGCAGAAGAUAAAUCUAUUGGACUAUUUUCCCUGUUUUUUUACGCAAAAUUAAAAAAAGUCACAGUACAGCACUCGUAGCCUGCGCAAUGCGUAAUCAGUGCGAUAAAAACUGAAUGUGUGAAUUUAUGUUUCAAAGAGAAAGUAUUGUGUUUGUGUUUGUCUGUUCGCCAUUGUACUCUGUAUUGUGCUGUCUUAUGCAAUAUUUUUUUUCCAGCACAAGUUAAGUUCAGUUUGGUUGUGAUGCCAUCGUGUUGGGAUAGUAACUUUGAGCUCACAAAGGUUGAGAUCCAGAAAGGCGUCACUCAUGAUAUUUCAUGUAAAAUGAACGCCUUCCUGGCUCUCAGAAGUCAACCCUUUUACUACUUACUAAAUUCUUUAACUACCAUAACCCUAAAGGCUUGUUCAGUUAUAAUAAUCUGUUAAUCUGUUAAAGUCCACUCCAAAUUUUAUUAAAUUAAACCGAAAAUGGAAAUUCUUUUUGCGCAUUUUAUCAUGAGCCCGGCAGCCACUGAGCAGCGCCAGAUCGACGUUGCUCUAUCCCUUAUUGUUGAACGCCAAACAAGGGAGCAGCAAUCUCCGUCAUUUAACGUCUUCUGGUAUGCCGCGGUUGGGGUUCGAACCCACGACCUCCCAGUUGUGAGGCAGACGCUCUACUGACUGAGCCAACACGGAGCUGUAAGCCACCAUAUUUUUGUUUGUAUGUGGAAAUGAAUCGCAACUGCGGGUAACAAAGGACUUGUGCUUCUUCGACAACCUUUGUGUUAUGAAAUACAGCAAUGUAAAUCAUGUUACACUUCAUAUCAUCAAAAAUCUCAGCGGUUUUUCUGCGUCAUAACUGAACGAGCCUUAGGGACCAAAGAGCACCUGUAAGCGAUACGUUGAAGAUAAACUCCAGUUCUGGUAAAAAAAA
This is a messenger RNA of Strongylocentrotus purpuratus (purple sea urchin), 4904 nucleotides long. RefSeq names its product transforming growth factor beta receptor type 3 (gene tgfbr3). The transcript has 13 exons. NCBI's taxonomy places the organism in Eukaryota, Metazoa, Echinodermata, Echinoidea, Camarodonta, Strongylocentrotidae. The coding region runs from base 781 to 3246 and encodes 821 amino acids. The record is from RefSeq and is a predicted model, not a curated record.